Molecule: messenger RNA, 2086 nt
Organism: Panthera uncia (snow leopard)
Lineage: Eukaryota; Metazoa; Chordata; Mammalia; Carnivora; Felidae
Gene: ASGR2
Product: asialoglycoprotein receptor 2
Exons: 8
Coding region: 649-1494 (281 amino acids)
Molecular function (GO): signaling receptor activity
Source: RefSeq, a predicted model, not a curated record
CCAGGAGACCCCUUUCUCUGGGAAGAAUAGAGACAGUCGUGUCCCCCGCCCCCACGACACUUUGCCUGAGUUCCAACCCUGUUUCCACUUCUAUUUACUGUCCAAAGUCCCAGGGACAGGAGAGGCCAGGUUAGAACCACUUGGACACUCAGACACACGGACUCGGGGCCCUCGCCUGGGCCAGCCCUCCUGGUACCACCUGGCCCACUUUUCUGGGGUCUAGCCCCUCCUCGCCCUGGGGCCGGGCUGCCCGAGGGACUCGGGCGUCAGCCCUCCAUACCCCUGACAGGUAACCAAAGUCAGGAGCAGGUGGGACUGGGGAUGUUUGGUAUGGAGGAGACCCUAGCGCAGGGACCGUGGGGGCUGGUGGAAGAGGGGGGUUUGGUCCAUGAAAGCAGGGAAGGAGGGUUCCUGGCCGGGUCCCGGCCCAAGCAGUGUCCUGAGAAGGGACGAGACCCAGCUGCAUUUCAGCCCCAAACUCCCCUCCAACCUAAGACCGAACCCAGACGGUAGCCUCGAUGUGCUCGGGUCCUCCACCCACCCCCCCCAUCAGCCUCUGCCCGAAUUCACAUCUUAGCUCAAGCUUCAGCCCGAACACCCAGUCCUCAGAGGAGCCUCAACUGCUCAGGCUCCAGCCCUGCACCCAGCAUGGCCAAGGACUUUCAAAACAUCCAGCAGCUGGACUCCGAGGGAAACGACCACCAGCCGGGUGGAGGGGAGGGGCCAGGCCGUCACGGGCACAACCCCAGGAGAGAAGACCCUUUCCAUUCAGGGCCCCCUCCUCGCCCGCCGUGGCUGCUGCAGCGUCUAUGCUCCAGGCUCCGCCUCAGUCUGCUCAUCCUGGGCCUCAACGUCCUGCUGCUGGUGGCCGUCUGCGUCAUCGGGUCCCAGAGAGCCCAGCUUCAAGAGGAGCUGCGGAUCCUGAAAGAGAACUUCAGCCACUUCUCCUCCGGCGUCUUCACGGAGAUGGGCGCUCUCAGCUCGCAUGGGGGCAAUGCCAGUGACCUGCUGACCUCUCUGGAGGCCAAGCUGGAGAAACAGCAGAAGGACCUGGAAGCAGAUCACGCCACCCUGCUCCUUCAUCUGAAGCACUUCCCCGUGGAUCUGCGCAUCCUGACGUGUCAGAUGGCCUUCUUCCGGAGCAACGGCACAGAAUGCUGCCCGGUCAACUGGCUGGAGUUCGAGGGCAGCUGCUACUGGUUCUCGCGCUCCGGGGAGACCUGGCCGGAGGCCGAGAAGCACUGCCGGCUGGAGAACGCGCACCUGGUGGUCGUCAACUCCAGGGAGGAGCAGGUCUCACGGACAGCGAUGGCUCGUGGAAGUGGGUGGAUGGCACAGACUAUAAUCAUGGCUACAAGAACUGGGCCGCCACUCAGCCAGACGACUGGCAGGGCCACGAGGUGGGAGGAGGCGAAGACUGCGCGGAAGUCCGCUCCAAUGGCCGCUGGAAUGACAAUUUCUGCCAGCAGGUGCAGCGCUGGGUGUGCGAGAUGAGGCAGAACAUCACGGGUUAGAAGCCCCGCCCCCUGCCCCGCCCCCCAGCUCACCGGAGGAUUUUGAAGAAAGGAAAAAUAGAGGCCUGGGGAGGGGCGGAGCGGGUGGGGAGGGGCAUCACCGCCCUGGAGAUGCUGAGGUCCCGCCUCCUUCAGCAAGUCACCGUCACGAUUAUGAUUCUCAGGCCGCUCAAUAGGGGAAGAAGAAAUGACUUGAAACUGUGUGGACUGGUCGUUGGGAGCUGGGAGAGGUGGGGAGCAAAGAAGGGGUGGGGGGUCCGGAAGAGACAGGUUCAGUCCGAGCCAGCUGCUCCUGGGGACCCCAUCCCAAGGGACAUGGGUCAGGGAGGGGAGGGGGGCUUGGAGCAGAGCCGCUCAGCGGGACGCAGCCCCUGGAAACAGCGCCCUCCACCCCCCAAAUCCUUUGCAGUAGGGGGGGGUCUCCUGCAGAAGAGGUUUUGGGGAACAACAGCCCCCCCCCCCACACUGCCAGCCCGGGAGCUGUGGCCCAGCUGCCUGGGGGCCCGUGGAAAAUACUCUCUAAGGGGAGGCAGGUCGGGAAGCCUCUGUGCCCUGUGUCCACUGUGACCGCU